GAAAUGGUUCUAGUUACGUAAUCAAAAUGACGUGACAAUUUCUUUUCGGGACAAGCAGGUGUCGUAGCAAGUAUAAAUAUGCCGGUAGUUAAAUAUUACCUGUGCGCUGAUAGGUCAACAUGACUGGCCUGUUAGAGACGCAAGUUCUGCUUUAACCUGUAAGCACUUAGAACAAACCUACUACCUCUCAUCCAGCUCCGACCGUCUCUGUUGUUGUCAGGGUAACGCUAGCUUAACAGCACUAUGUGGGUGUUCGGCUACGGGUCCCUCAUUUGGAAAGUUGAUUUUCCUUAUCAGGAGAAGAGAGUUGGCUAUAUUAAAGGGUUCAGCCGGCGUUUUUGGCAGGGCAGUACCGACCACAGAGGAGUUCCUGGCAAGCCCGGCCGUGUUGUUACUGUGGUGGAAGAUCCAGAAGGCUGUGUUUGGGGUGUUGCCUACAAGCUGCCAGAAGGCCGAGAGCAGGAGGUGAAAGACUACCUCGACCACAGAGAAAAAGGUGGUUAUCAAGUCAUCACCGUCCCAUUCUAUCCCCGUCCAUCAUCCACUUCUUCACCAUGUGAGACACUGCUCUACAUCGGCUCUCAGGGUAAUCCAAACUACCUUGGCCCCGCCUCUAUGGACGACAUAGCCAAUCAGAUUAUCAACUCUACAGGCCCCAGCGGGAAAAAUACAGAGUAUCUGUUCAAGCUAGCCGAUGCUGUGAGGUCCAUCCUGCCUGAGGAUUCAGAUGCACAUCUGUUUUCUCUUGAAUCCCUAGUGAGAGAAAGAUUGUUAAACGUACAGAAUAAUCUAUCUACUCAUCAAGUCUCCAUCCCUGCUUCUUCCUAAUCCGGGUCGCAGCUGGACCUUUUCCCAGCAGUCUCCAGGUGGAAGCAAGGAACACCAAGAACAGGCCAUGCCCAUCACAUGCAAAGAGGCCAAGGGGCCAAACCCAGAUGGUAACCACUUCACAACAACAUAGCCCUGGGAAAAAUCAAUCACAAUAAACGUAACAAUGUAAAGAUUUAGUAAAAAUAUUUCCUAAAAUGGCAACUUUUUGAUGUUUUUUGCAGGUUAUAAGAUGGAGAAGAGGGUUUUCAGGGUUUUAUUUCUGCUUCGGAAUCUGUAUUGAUCACUUAUCUCACUGCAAUCAGAUGUUAACUUGUUGCUUUUUGCUGAAAACUCUGUUAAAAAAAAAGGCCUUUAAAAAAGUCUUAAAAUUAGAAUUGAUGGUUGUUUGUUAUAGUUCUUGUGUGGUGUCAGUUUGUCCUGAGUGAACUCUGUCUUCUGCCUGACAAUAGCCAGGGCUUCUUCUUCAUGACCACAAGAUGUGUCUUUCUACAGAAAUGUUAAAGUAGCUAAUGAGUUGUGGGGGAAAAAUUACAUUUUGGAGCGAAAAUAUUAAGAAGUUUUUUUUUCCCCUUAUUACCCAUACUUGUGAAUUGUUAAAUCCAAAUAAAAACAUUUAUGUUUUCUUUUUGGCCAAGCAGCACAUCAUGUUUCACAAUAAAGGCCUGCAGGACAUUCUCAA
Messenger RNA from Oryzias latipes (Japanese medaka), 1510 nucleotides. RefSeq names its product ChaC, cation transport regulator homolog 2 (E. coli) (gene chac2). The record is from RefSeq and is a predicted model, not a curated record. NCBI's taxonomy places the organism in Eukaryota, Metazoa, Chordata, Actinopteri, Beloniformes, Adrianichthyidae. Gene Ontology annotation, molecular function: glutathione specific gamma-glutamylcyclotransferase activity. Gene Ontology annotation, biological process: glutathione catabolic process. Gene Ontology annotation, cellular component: cytoplasm.